Naegleria fowleri is the source of this 2229-nucleotide messenger RNA. RefSeq lists its product as uncharacterized. Gene Ontology annotation, molecular function: acyltransferase activity, transferring groups other than amino-acyl groups. The record is from RefSeq and is a predicted model, not a curated record. Lineage: Eukaryota; Heterolobosea; Eutetramitea; Acrasida; Naegleriidae. The transcript has 2 exons. Bases 1 to 2229 code for a protein of 742 amino acids.
AUGGUUCCUACACAUCCAUCACCGUUCGACUCGAAAAACCACAAUUUAUUUCUAAACACGACAUCAUCAUCUCAAUCUGCAAAACCGCCCAUAUUAUCGUCCUUUCCUGGAUUCCUUCAUGUUCCCUAUUUUCCUACAACGACCAAUAGCAACAACAAUAAUUCCACAACAACAACACUCUUUCAUGAGGAUUUAACAAUUCGUUGCAUCACUCCAUUGGAUCGAUCAUCUGAUACAAUCAUCACUCAAUCGCAUCGGAGCAAUAGUAACAUCACGUCGAGUCGAUCCGAUGCGAAAGAGAGCAAUGAAUCCAGUGAUGAUGAAAGUGAUGAUUCUGAAAAUAGUGUAAUUGAGAGUAGUACGGAAACAAGCCAAUAUCACAAUUCCGAAGCUUCAAUUUCUACUUUAAAAACAAGACGAAAGAGGAAGAAGAAGAAAAAGGGAUUAUAUUGUUAUAAGAGCUAUUUGGAUUGUCAGAGAAAAGAGAAAAAAUUAAGAAAUAUCACAGAAAGUGAAGAACAAUCCUUAUUGCACGAUUUAAAUAUAAUUUUUAACCAUCAUCCACCAUCUCAAGUUGAGUCCAUUAAUUUCCCAAAAUUUGAAAAAGCAAACUAUUUCUCUAAAUUUCUCUCAAAUCCUCUCAGCACUACCGAGUUGGCAAGAAUUCGAGCAAAAUUAAUAGUUCGACAACGAAAAAUGGCAAAACAAACUGUCAAUGAGAAUAAUGAAACAACAAAUUUUGAUAUUGAACACUUCACAAGAAAUUGGUCUCUUUCCAAAGGCUCCAAUUAUUACAAAACGAAUUGUGUCAACAAUGACACCAUUCCUUCCCAUCUCCUUCCCAAUUCCAAUCAUUUUUCAGAAAUGCAUGAUGACAGGUCUACAACUCUUACCUCUUUACAAACUCCAUCCAAAAGCAAAAUUAUUCCCAAAAUAUUACCCAAACCAACUUCCUUAAAAGAUCAUUCUAAAAAGAUGCUUCCUCCUCCUUCUAUUCAGAAAGGAGGCAUCACCAAUGCCGCUUCUUCAAGCCAUACUCUCUCAGCACAAGCCAUGUUGAACGAUCAUCCCUCUAAAAUUCCAUCCAAUGCUUUUCCAUUCAUGCCCAUUCCUUCCAUCUUUCAAAUGUCACCAUCUCCGUCGCCACAACCACCACAGACCUUAUAUCAUUCAUCGCCACCACCCUCGUACUUUCAUUUCACAUCUCCUCCUAACUAUUUUGUGGAGUACUUUUAUAAAAAAGGACAUGAAAUGAGUCAUCAUCAAACGUCCUCAGAAGAAAUGAUCAUGUCCACAACUCUGAAUUAUUCUUCUGAUAGGAAGGAUGGAAUUCAUACGAGUGACAUGUCAAGAAGAAAUGUAAAUACCAUUGUGAAAGCUGAUAUUGACAUUACAACAGUGGCAGAUCAUAUUGACCAUUCAUCAAAGGAUUCAAGAUUUACAACAGAUAAUAGUCGUCCUCUAGGCGAAGAAUGUUGUAAAAUUUCCACCUUUAGAGAAAAACUUUUAGGGAAAGAAAUCGAUUGGAAUAGAAGGGACAGAUCAAUAACUGCUAAAUUGAAAGAUGAGUCGCCAUGCAAGAUGAUUCGAUUAUUUAAGGAACUUGUUAUGAGAAUUCAUGAAAAAUUCAAUUCUCAAAAAGUUUCAUCACUGUUGCCCUCUUUGAAAUAUGGUCCAUCUCAUGUAUAUUUUACACAUAUUGAAGAACGCUAUGUUGUACAAACAAAUUCACUGCUCUCUAGGUGCUUUUGGCCCAGUAUUGAUGUUUCCAUUUAUUUGAAUCAACCUCAAUUUUCAAUUGUAUCUCUUUAUAACCAUUUAGUCGUAGGUUUUGGGACCAUAUGUCCUCAAACAGGGUAUAUUCACUAUUUAGUUACACAUCCUCAUUGGAGAAAUUGUGGAAUUGGUGCAUUUAUGAUUUCCUAUUUGAUCGCUCAAUAUUCUAAAAAGUCAUUCGAAAUUGUGGAAUCAACCAAACGAAUGAGCUGCCCAAAUGAAAUUACAAUUCAUGUGCCGACAACAGAUAUAAGAACGAUUAGCUUUUUGAAAAAGUUAAAAUUUACUGUAAGGACUGUACAUGAGGGCUUCUUUUCACAAUUGGUGACAACACCUUCUGGUGAGAACGAAAAAUACUCGACGUCGACAACGAAUAUUUUGGAUUUUUUGAAACACAAGUCAUUUGAUGCGUUACUAAUGUCUAGACCAUUUCAGGUUGUCAUCAAUAAAUAA